AUGGGUCGGACAGUCGACCAGGAAGUUCACGCGGCGUUCGUCGAGUUCCGCGCCAAGGAAGACGAUAAGUGCCUUUCCGUCCAGUGUAUCUAUUGCCAGCAAAUCCGCGCAAAGAACACCUCGCGUCAGAAGCAGCACCUGCUCGAAUGUCCCGGCCUCCGUCAUACCAACCCCCAAGCUCAGUCACAGUCCGCUCAAUCCACUACUAACGGCAUCGGUGCUGCCAACGGAUAUCCUCCCACUCCCAAUGGCGCCUCUGCCACAGCUCCCGGCGCUGGGCCAGGGCCAGGUGCCCUCGCGACCCCGAAUGGACCCAUGAUGUCCAACGGUGUCAAUCCGCAUGCCACUCCGAUGCAGACGCCGCUGCAGAAUAUGCAGGGACGCGCUUCCUUGCCGACGUCAGGCCCUGCCGGGGCCACCUCCACGGCCGCUGCCGCGCAGCAGGCCCCUCGUGCGACACCCAAGUCCAAGCCGAAAAACUCGUCCUCCAACCUCCCCGCCCCGCCCCUCGAUGACGUGCAUGCUGCUUUCGUAGAGUUCCGUGCGAAGGAAGAAGACAAGUGUCUGUCCGUCCAAUGCAUAUACUGCCAGCAAGUCCGCGCGAAGAACACGAGUCGACAACGCCAACAUCUGCUGGAAUGCCCCACCUAUCUCAGUGUCAUGAAGGACUCGAUCCCCGCCAACAACCUUCUCCACACCUUCCCCGAGGGCGACGUGGCCCGCUCGCUGCAGAUCCCCGCGCCUACUCUCGAGUUGGACUUUCGUAUGAGCAUCAAGAUGAACCCCAAGGUCGCUGUGGGCGAGAGUAUCUGGGGUCAGCGUGACUGGGUGACAUUUGUGGGAGGGCAAUGGGCAGGUCGAUGGGGCAAAGGCAUUAUUUUGCCUGGGGGACAGGAUUCUCAGAUCGUGACUAAGGAGUCAUCCACCAGCCUUCGAGCGAGCUAUAUGCUUCAGACCGCCGACGAUCCUCCCGCGUACAUUAUUGUGAAGACCAAUGGAUGGUUGACUGGUUCUAAGGACGUCUUGGACAAGGUCAACGACCCGACCGUGGCCGAUGGUGUCAACCCGAACACGUACAAAUAUCGCAUCAACCUAUCUAUGGAGACCGGAGAUGAACGUUACGCAUUUUUGAACACCCUGAUGUGGAUUGGCAGUGGCUGUCGCCGGAACCAAGAAGUUAUUUUCGACGCCUUCCGCGUCAACUAA
Molecule: messenger RNA, 1206 nt
Organism: Aspergillus aculeatus ATCC 16872
Lineage: Eukaryota; Fungi; Ascomycota; Eurotiomycetes; Eurotiales; Aspergillaceae
Product: DUF3237 domain-containing protein
Exons: 5
Coding region: 1-1206 (401 amino acids)
Source: RefSeq, a predicted model, not a curated record